Necator americanus (New World hookworm) is the source of this 1470-nucleotide messenger RNA. RefSeq lists its product as uncharacterized. Gene Ontology annotation, biological process: chromatin remodeling. The coding region runs from base 1 to 1470 and encodes 489 amino acids. The record is from RefSeq and is a predicted model, not a curated record. Gene Ontology annotation, cellular component: nucleus. Lineage: Eukaryota; Metazoa; Nematoda; Chromadorea; Rhabditida; Ancylostomatidae. The transcript has a single exon. Gene Ontology annotation, molecular function: catalytic activity.
AUGGCGAAAGCUUCCCAUAUAUUGCAAAAAGGUGCUGUCGUCCAGCACACCCCCAAAGCCCAUAACCUGAAAGGUCAACUGUCUGAAGGGAGCAUGGAAUCUUUGGCAACAACCAUUCGUUUCGUCACGCUGAACUGCCGAACACUAUCGAGUGAACUCCAACAAGCCGCUCUAUCCAGACUUCUGCGAUAUCUCUGUGUGCCUUUUGCUGCACUGCAGGAAACACGCAUGAGAGAUCGGCCCGUCAUCAGCAUCGAAAAUUACACCAUAUACUGCGGCGAUGCUGAUGAGAACAAAGUAGGUGGCUGCGCGAUAGCUGUGAGGAACGAUUACAAGAACCUGGCGGAGGAAUUUGGUUCAACGUCGUCUAGAUGCACCCUUUUACGACUGCGGGAUCGCGGAGGACGUAAACUCUGGAUCGUAAGUGCUCACGCACCUACGGAAACCGCUGAGGACAACAGUGAGGACGCCUUCUAUGAUGAACUCACUGCGUUGAUGUCUAAAAUACCAAGCCAGCAGGUGGUCAUUGUCGGAAUCGACGCAAAUGCGAAGAUGGAACUCGAACAGCAAUCCGAUGUGCUAGGAAAAUGGUACUAUGCAGCGGAGCGCACGUCGGACAACGGUGACCGUCUGGUCGACUUGUGCGAACAGACGGGCCUCAUCAUCGCUUCCACGUUUAAGAGGAGUCAUCGGCGCCAUCAACUCACGUGGCAGGGGUCAACCCUUUUAACGCCUAAAGAGCAGCGCAAGCGGAAGAUGAGGACUCUUAAACUUCAGCUCGACUACGUUCUGGCAAGGAACAUUCCUCAGUCAGAUAUCCGAAAAUCUAGAGCUGUUUGGGACGUCGCGUUCGACUCUGACCACCGUCCAGUUCUUCUCAGCUUCAAGAUACGGUUCCACAAGAGAAACCGAGGAGUUCCUCUUCAACCGAAAAUCGACAUGGCAGGUCUGAAAGACGAUGAAUGCAGAAGAAAAUUCCGCCAAUUCAUGUCUAUUCAUGUUGGAGUACGGACCAGGAAGAAGCUUAGCGAUGCGGAUUCCUUCAAAAAGUGCAUUCAGGACGCUGCAAGGGAAACGCCCCCGGUUCUAUUGCCGCGGAAGAAGUUUGCCUUUGCAUCUGCGGAAACAAAAUCCACAUACAAUUCUGUAUGUGUCGCGCGCAGCGCUGGUGACUUCAACCAGGAAAAGCGUCUUAGAAAGAAGCUGCGUCGUCAACUGCAACAAGACCGCGAUAACGAGUGGACGUCAAGAGCGAUGGAGUUUGAGAAGGCGUGGGAGGACAGGAACCCGCGGAAAGCCUAUGCUCCACUAAAACAGUAUAGCGGCAAAAUGAAAAGAUGUUCCCCUGUCCUCAACACUGUCAAUGGGGUAGCUGUCGGUGAAGCAACCCUUCCAAUUUGGAAGGAACACUUCAAGACCUUGCUGAACCGGCUAGCACCGUCAGCCCCUGAACUCGAACACGUUCAUUGA